Molecule: messenger RNA, 3176 nt
Organism: Spinacia oleracea (spinach)
Lineage: Eukaryota; Viridiplantae; Streptophyta; Magnoliopsida; Caryophyllales; Amaranthaceae
Exons: 11
Coding region: 1614-2837 (407 amino acids)
Biological process (GO): proteolysis
Molecular function (GO): cysteine-type peptidase activity
Source: RefSeq, a predicted model, not a curated record
AGGAAAAUAGUUUCACGAGGGGCGGCGAAGUGAAGGAGGCUGGUGAGGUGUUGAUAGUCCUCCAUGAUGAAUAUAAAGGACGGGCUCCCACCAUAAAUUGCAAGAUUGAAACGUUUGGCAAAAUGAUGCAAAGGUUUGACAACCGAAGGAGAAACUGGGUUAAUGAAAUGGGAUUUGGUGGGCUUUACCAUUUGUGCGGGAAACAUUUGCCCCGGAACUUUGUCUAUUGGCUGAUGACUCGGGUUGACCCUAUUAAUCAGAUUUUCUCAGCCCCGAACGGAAUAGACUUCCCCAUGAGCAAGAACCAGAUUCGUUGGAUAUUUGGACUCCCGAUUAAGGGGAAGGUCAUUCCUAUUUCGGAAAACGAUGCUGAUGAAGAAAUGAAAGCCAAGGCACAGUUUAUACUCGGGGCAUAUGGGAAGACGUGGGAGAGUGAUCACCCAACUAAUACUGGGGCUGUGAUAUCCACAGAUGCUAUUCCGGUGAAUCCUAAAUUUAUCCAAAGACUAGAGGGUACUUGGGAGGACAAAGAUGAAGAGGAGUUUAAGACGAUGUUUUUGAUAGAUGCUGUAGAAAUGGUGCUAUGCCCAACACAAUGUGGAAGAUUGAGUCCAAGUUUGUUAUAUGCCUGUUCACUUGGAAUGCAGGCACGAGAAUAUGAUUGGUGCAAGCUUGUAUAUGAGUUCUUCAUUGAGAGGGCCAAAGUGUUCUGUAGGGACUUCUACACAUUUGGUUAGACCAAAGGAGUUGGGGGUUGUAGCAUGUACUUAGUGAUAUUUUAUCUUGAUCGAUUGAAUAGAAUGCCGUUGCAGUGGGGAGUAUUCCCAAGGCUGAAGGAAUGGGAUAUUAAUGACCUUUUGAAAGCAAGGCAAGCAGAUAUUCUGCCAUCAGGGGAUUACGGAAAGAUUGGGUGUGUUGAUGUUGCGUAUGGGGAUAGACAACAUCUGAGGGCUGCCCGGGAUAGUGAAUGUCCUGAUGAGGAGGUUUUAAUGCCAGCCAUUGAGAAGGAGAAAGUUAUCUCAAAAGCGAGGAGAAAAGGGAAAAGUGUACGGAAUCCUUUCAAAAUCAGGAAUCCUCAGCCCAAUCCGCAACCAACUCCGCACCCAAGUCCGACACCCGAUCCACAACCAAGUCCUCAACCCCAUCCGCACCCAAGUCCUCAACCCCAAACCCACCCAAGUCCUCAACCCCAUUCCCACCCAAGUCCUCAAACCCAUUCGCAAUCUGGUCCACAAUCAAGUCCUCAACCUCAUCCGCACCCAAGUCCGCAACCCCAUCCUCAACCAAAUCCUCAACCCCAUCCUCACCCUAGUCCUCAACCUCAACCCCAACCCCAACCACAACCAAGUCCUCAACCAAACCCGCAACCCCAACCGCAACCUACUCCUCAACCAAACCCGCAACCCCAGCCACAACCUACUCCUCAACCAAACCCGCAACCCCAGACGCAACCAACUCCUCAACUAACUCGUACAUGAGGUCAACGACGCACACCAUUAUCACCACAUGAGCUUAAUGCUCCUGUUGUAGAUGGUUCUCCCAAGUUAGCAUCGUAUAAAAACGAUGAAAAGCGUUGUGAAGUUAAGACCUUACGUAGGAGUCCGAGAAAGAAUAUGUCGGCAAACAAAACAAUGUCUAGUAAACCGGUUCAAGAGGAAGUUAUGGAGCAAUUUUCACCACCCCAGUCAAAUAAGUUAGGGUUGGAUGGUGGGAAUGGAGGUUGUUCUAGUGGUGGUAGUGUUGUGAUUGCACUUGAAACGCCAAUGGGCGUAGAGAAAACGGUGGUGGUAUCUGGUAAAAGUACGGGCGUAGAUAAGGCGAAUAAGAUUCUGUAUUUUCAAAGAACUCGACCUCGCCGUGGAAGGAAAAAGAAGACCUAUUUAUCGUUAUCGGACAUUGCUCGGCGUUGGUUUACAAGCGAUAGGAAGAAAUUUAGCUAUAACUUAGUUGAAUUUGUCAACCACAACGGUGGAUCUCUGUCUGGUCGGGGUAAUUUAAAAGGAAUGAGUAUGUGUAAGAUGAUCAAGUGUGAAGAUGGUAGUAAUGUUAUCAUGAACCAGUGCAAAGGGGUGACACAACUAAACGGUUGUGUCCAUAAGCAGUACGUAGACACUGUUGCGAAGUUGUACAAUUCAACUUGGCUUGAGAAGUACUCAGGGAGGAGUUUACGGUACAUGUUGAGUUCCGGCUUUGCGGACAGAGUGUUUAAGGUUUCAGAACCCCGCGACGGAGUUCGUCUAUCCCCCUUAGAAUGCCACAAAGUGGCAGAGUGGAUGAAGUUGCAGAGGGAGAAAAUGUUGGGUGGUUCUGCUUCAAUGUCCACUAACGGGGCUGGUAUUGAUGAUGACGCUAAAGGGUCACAAGUUGCCACUCUUGUAUCUCGAAUAUCGGAGUUGUUUAUCCCUGUCCUGGAAAAGUUAGGAACCCAUACGAACCAUUGGUGGUGCCUAGUUAUAUCUGCAGAUCCUCCAACCAUUUACGUGAUUGACUCCUUACACAGUAAUCCCGUGGAACAGCGUAAAAGUGUAAUUGAUAAAAUGAUAAUUGGGGUAGAGAAAAUGCUCUUUGGCGAUGAAGGUGGGCAUAGUUGGGGGCAACUUCUUUCAUGGGAUAGGAGGCGGAUGGAUAUAGACAUCCAGGAAGACAACCAUAGUUGCGGUGUCCGUAUGCUGCUAUCUAUCAAGGAGUUUGCAGAAGGUUUUGAGGCGCUCCGUAUUACCGACAUGGAAGAAGCUCGUCGGCUAUUGUUCACCCAGGAUGUUCUUAGUCCCUAUAAUGUGGUACGUGAUCAUGUCAUUGAAUUAGUGAAUGACACAAAUAAGAAGAGGAAAACGUAAUUAUCCUCAUACUGCGAUUGUAUGCUAACAAGACUCGAUGAGGAUCCCUAAUGAGGGGUCGAUCAGAACGUAGUUGUAUUACCAUAAAACUUUGUUGGGCCUUGUAGUUUAGAAUAAGAAACAUUUUUUAGUCAAUCGUGUUGUGGAAUGCACAGCCAUUAACCCAAGUGUAUACCAAUGGGCUUUAAUUGAGUGCUGAGCCCAGUAUGGUUCAUAUGCCCAAAUCAAAACUGGAUUGUCACUACAUUAUUGCAAAUAUGUAAUGUUACGUAGGUAUUAUUUAGACAUUUAAUUUGGACUUGGUGUAUUGAGUAGUGAUCCAAUAAUAUGCGUUAUGUU